CCAUUCCACCUCCAGUAGUAAUUAGUUUCAGAACACACCUGAAUUCUUUCUCUGUGGCAUAUGCUUUUUAGUGAAGGAACAGGCAGCUCCAGGCCAGGGGCAGAUUUCAAGUUCUCAUCUCUUGGUACCGAAUUCCUCUUUGCCGUCAACUUUUGAGAUCCUCCCUGAGUACAACUUGGUGUCUGAAGGGCUACACAGGUGCACGGUCAUCAUUCGCGUCACAGAGUCACAGCCUCUUCUCCCAGCAAAGCAUCUGCUGUCCUCAGCUUUGCUUUUAGAAACAGCAUCUUCCUGGGACCUGGUUGAAAGCAACUCUUUGGUGCCAUACUUCCCAGCAUGGAGGUGAAGACCUUCUCAGUUUGGGAUUAUGUCGUAUUUGCAGCCCUCUUUAUCAUUUCUUCUGGAAUUGGGGUGUUCUUUGCCAUUAAGGAGAGAAAAAAGGCGACUUCAAGGGAGUUUCUGGUUGGCGGUCGGCAAAUGAGCUUUGGCCCCGUCGCGCUGUCUCUGACAGCCAGCUUCAUGUCCGCUGUCACUAUCCUGGGCACCCCCGCCGACGUCUACCGCUUUGGGGCAUCCUUCUCCGUCUUCUUCAUUGCGUACACAUUUGUCGUCAUCUUCACAUCAGAGCUCUUCCUCCCUGUGUUCUACAGGUCCGGCAUCACCAGCACCUAUGAGUACUUGCAACUGCGAUUCAAUAAACCAGUUCGAUACGCAGCCACAGUCAUCUACAUCGUGCAGACGAUUCUCUACACAGGGGUGGUGGUGUACGCUCCUGCCCUGGCCCUCAAUCAAGUGACUGGGUUUGAUCUCUGGGGCUCUGUGUUUGCGACAGGAAUUGUCUGCACAUUCUACUGCACCCUGGGAGGAUUAAAAGCAGUGGUGUGGACCGAUGCUUUUCAGAUGGUUGUCAUGGUUGUGGGCUUCUUAACAGUUCUCGUUCAAGGAUCAAUUCAUGCUGGUGGAUUACACAAUGUAUUAGAGCACUCUGCAAAUGGAUCUCGACUAAAUAUAUUUGACUUUGACGUAGAUCCUCUCCGGCGGCACACUUUCUGGACCAUCUCCGUGGGAGGAACUUUUACAUGGCUUGGAAUCUAUGGAGUCAAUCAGUCGACCAUCCAGCGCUGCAUCUCUUGCAAAACAGAAAAACAUGCCAAGCUAGCCUUGUACUUCAACUUGCUGGGUCUUUGGAUCAUUCUGGUCUGUGCUGUCUUGUCUGGCUUGAUCAUGUACUCCCACUUCAGAGACUGUGACCCUUGGACUUCCGGCAUCAUCUCAGCACCAGACCAGUUGAUGCCAUACUUCGUCAUGGAGAUAUUUGCCACAAUGCCAGGACUCCCAGGACUUUUUGUGGCUUGUGCCUUCAGUGGAACUCUGAGCACCGUGGCUGCCAGCAUCAAUGCCUUAGCAACUGUGACCUUUGAGGAUUUUGUCAAGAGCUGGUUUCCCCGUCUCUCCGACAAGCUGAGCACCUGGAUCAGUAAAGGCUUAUGUCUCUUGUUCGGCGUGAUUUGUACCUCCAUGGCUGUGGCUGCGUCCCUCUUGGGGGGCGUCAUCCAGGCUGCCCUGAGCAUCCACGGCAUGUGUGGGGGACCGAUGCUGGGCUUGUUUUCGCUGGGGAUCCUGUUCCCUUUUGUGAACUGGAAGGGUGCACUUGGAGGCAUUCUGACUGGAAUCACCUUGUCAUUUUGGGUGGCCAUUGGGGCCUUCAUUUACCCUGCUCCAGCCUCCAAGACAUGGCCUUUGCCUUUAUCAACAGACCAGUGUGCCCCAUCAAAUGCGACAGAAGUGGUGUCUCCAGGGAUGUCCAACAGACCUGCAAUCGCUGAGACCUGGUAUUCGCUCUCCUACCUUUACUACAGUGCAGUGGGCUGGCUAGGAUGCAUGGCUGCUGGAGUGAUCAUCAGCUGCAUAACAGGUUUCCAAAGCGGCAGGGAUGUUCCACCACUGCUCAUUAGACCAGUCUGCAAUUUAUUUUGCUUUUGGUCUAAGAAAUACCAAACUCUGUGUUGGUGUGGAGUUCAGCAUGGCAGUGGAACAGAGCAGGAGAACCUUGAGCAGGGCAGCACCUGGAAACCAGGGGCUGAACCUGUCUUCCAGAAUGGCCUCGGGCGAGAAAGCCUGGCCCACGUUCCGGGCUAUGACCCCAAGGACAAAAGCCACGACAGCAUGGCGGUGGAGAAGAUUACCCAUUUCUAAGGCAACACACACGUCCACACACACACACACACAGUCCACAUACUUCUUGCCUAUUGGUCAGUAGAUUUGUGUAGUUGGCACUGCUAGAAGACAGGGAUGUCUAAUGUCUAUUUAUACUUAUUUAUGACUACAAAUAGAAUGACCGUUCCCCAGAAUAUUCCAAAGGCUAUUCUUUGAAAGACCCCACUCUCAGGUGAGAAAAAAACAGCCAAGGCUUAACUGCCCCGGCAGCUUUUUGGAAUAAAUUAGGGCUUGAUUUCAUCAUGACGCAAGAUUCCAUCUCUUUCCUUUGUAUUAUGAUACACUUCAGGGAUUUUGUUUGUUUGUUUGUUUGUUUUUUACAGUUUUCUCUCUUUUCAACCAUCAAAUAUCUUGGAGUUUGCAAAAGGGGAGAUGCAUAUGAAAUGCUUCUCUGACUCUGCUGGUAAGACAAGGGGAUGACACCCGGCCCAGCCCCCAUACCUCCCAAAUGUGUAGACUCAUUUCACAUCCCCUCAUGCUGCAGGUGUAGUUGGAACACUUAACUGCUUUUAACCUCCCUCCCAUCAACCCCCAUACACGUUUAAGUCCUUUUCCAGGCAUUCUUGCUGUUACAGCUGCCCUAACCAAGCCUGACAAUUAAUUUUGCUCAGCAUGGGAGGAGAGCCUGACAGGUGUGGAAAGUGGGAGCAGUUACAACUAAGUGUCCUGCUCAGUUUGCGCUGAGUGUUGUGUGUCUUGAUCCUUUCUGUCACCUUCCAAUGAAAAGUUCACUCUGUGCUCAACAAGAAGUCUGGAGUCUUUCUUUCUGUAGGGCUGGGUGAAGAGGAGCGGGACAUCCUAUCAGAGGCUAUUUGUAUAGCAUUGUGUAAAAGAACCUUGCACAGAGCUUACCAGCCCGCAGGGGAUUUCCCUGGCCACGGGGUUAGCUUUGGUGCUGAAUAUCUUGUCCAUAGGAUUUCUACUCCUUCAUUCAGCUCACACUUGCCAGCUCAGCGCGUUCCAUCAGGCUAAGGUGGCUGAAGUCAGGAUCUUAAUAGUUGAGCUCUAGAAAAUAAUUUUUAAAGCUCUGGAGGAAGAGGGUACCACAGAUCAAAAAGUGAGUUAACAAAUGGAGAGGCAGUGAAAGCUUUCUGGAGGAAGCAAAGAAAUCGAAUCCUUAAAAGAUUUAAAAAAAAAAAAAAAAGGUGUCCCGGGGCUAGAUCAGAGGAAAGAUAGGAG
Molecule: messenger RNA, 3396 nt
Organism: Vicugna pacos (alpaca)
Lineage: Eukaryota; Metazoa; Chordata; Mammalia; Artiodactyla; Camelidae
Gene: SLC5A12
Product: solute carrier family 5 member 12
Biological process (GO): sodium ion transport; transmembrane transport
Cellular component (GO): membrane; extracellular exosome
Molecular function (GO): lactate transmembrane transporter activity; symporter activity
Source: RefSeq, a predicted model, not a curated record